GUUCACUUCAGUUCCUCCGUAGUUCCACUUGCAUGUUGCCGAGGGUACGUCAGAAGAAAAUGUCCAGGGAAUAAUCACCUCCAUUGUCACAGUUCCAUUCGUUUGUUUCUUCCGUCUUGGAAAUCAUGGUUUGAGUCUGCGAGUGUCUGAUCCAGUCUCUCCUUUCCUCUCACGACAAUGCGCGAAGCUACUGCUCUCCUUUCGAACGCUACAUCGGGCUCUUACAUACGUCUACGCUCGAUUCACCCGUCCCUUCCGCGAUGUAGUCGGAGAUCGGGCUCCCUCCGGUAUUUUUCAUCCGAGCAGAACUCAACUCCUGCACGCAAUGGUAGUCUUUGGGUUCCUGGCAACCGAGCCUUGUCGCAUGGCACUCCUAGUACAUAUUCCGCAUCGUCGGACCAUGCCAUCCUGAAUUCCCCAUCGUCUGCGUCAUUUUCGACCUCCUCGAAAGCCUGCGAUCCGGGCGACUGGGAUGCGAACCCGGACCUCUCCAUCUCCGCCUUCUCCGAACUUCCCUCUAAGGACUUUGGCGUCAACCAGCACAUGAUCAUUAACCAAGAAUUUAAAGAGGCUCUCCGACAGAUUCUCUGGCAAUUCCGAGCUCCAAUUCGCUACGCUUUCGCAUAUGGAUCAGGAGUGUUCCCGCAGCACGGCAGUGCCCCAGGUUCGGAGCAAUGCCAUCCGUCCGCUCCGGCAGCCAUUCAAAACAUGCAGCAGGGCAAAGGAAAGAUGAUUGACUUUAUAUUUGGGGUAUCAUAUUCCCAGCACUGGCAUUCAUUAAAUCUUGCGCAACAUCGGGACCAUUAUUCUGGGCUAGGAUCCCUAGGUUCGUACGUGGUCUCCCAGGUGCAAGACAAACUCGGAGCGGGUGUAUACUUCAAUCCUUAUAUAACCGUCAACGGCACUUUGAUUAAGUAUGGCGUUGUCAACUUGGACACUCUAUGCAAUGACCUCAGUCGAUGGGAAUCCUUAUACCUUGCCGGUCGACUCCAAAAACCGGUCAAGAUUUUGCGAGACCACCCGAAAGUGCGACUGGCCAACCAAAUGAAUUUAUUAUCGGCGGUUCGAGUAGCCUUGCUCCUGCUUCCAGCCGAAUUCACCGAGUUUCAACUGUACAGUACGAUUGCGUCACUCAGCUACAUGGGCGACCUCCGCAUGGCAUUGCCCGUGGAGGACCCGCGAAAGGUCAACAAUAUUGUCUCCUCCCAGAUGGCAAAUUUCAGACGAUUAUAUGCACCGCUCAUUGAUAAUCUCCCUAAUGUUGUCUUUAAUGACACGCGCUGCAAUGAAGGCGACUGGAUCGAUGACCCCGAGGCCAAUGUGCGACUGUCCCAAGAUAUGGACCCAGUCAAGCGCGGGAACAUGGUUCGUCGACUGCCGGAAAGCUUCCGCGAGAAGCUGUAUUUCCAGUACCAAACCCGCUUUGGCAUCCCCCGAGCUGACUUCAUGCAAAUGAUGAUGGAAAGCACGGACAAUGAUCCGGAGCUGGUCCGCCGUAGACAAGGAGGGCCAUUUGAACAGCGAAUCGCCGGCGAUGCUGGUCUCAAGAAAGAAAUCCAAACCGCAAUCACGAGAACGAUCCGGUGGCCCAGCUCCGUGGAGUCAGUUAAGGGGCUGUUUACUGCGGGAAUUAGUCGAACUUGGCGGUAUGUGAGGGCAAAGCAAGACAAGUAUAGAAAAUCGGGCAAGCAAGCCACCGAGGCAGCAAGAGACUCUUCUGCAAAGGCUCCUAAGCAGGAAUAGAGUCCCAUUUUGGACAUCCAUCAGUUACGGUGGGGGGCCGUGAUCGAAGCAGCUUUCCAGUGCUAUAAAAAAGAAAAAAAAAAAAAAAAAGAGAGAGAGACAAAAGGUACCACCUGAAAAAGCAUAUCAAGGCGUUUAUUUCUAGGCAUUAGUGAGUAAAUAUACUGCAGUUUAGAUGUGGGUGAUAUGGAGCAUAAAAUCUAGAU
Aspergillus ochraceoroseus IBT 24754 is the source of this 1949-nucleotide messenger RNA. RefSeq names its product phosphatidate cytidylyltransferase. Gene Ontology annotation, molecular function: phosphatidate cytidylyltransferase activity. Gene Ontology annotation, cellular component: mitochondrion. The transcript has 2 exons. The record is from RefSeq and is a predicted model, not a curated record. NCBI's taxonomy places the organism in Eukaryota, Fungi, Ascomycota, Eurotiomycetes, Eurotiales, Aspergillaceae. Gene Ontology annotation, biological process: CDP-diacylglycerol biosynthetic process; cardiolipin biosynthetic process. The coding region runs from base 178 to 1743 and encodes 521 amino acids.